AACAAAGAAAGAGGUUAGGAAGCAACUGAAGAAGAGCCAUUAUUUAGUUCCUGAAAGUAAGAUCUUCGAUGUCCCCUAAUGAUUCAGGACUUGAGAGUGAAGCGUGUAAAAGCCAUGUGAAAAACGUUGCACAGGGAUAAUGGGCAGCCAAACCCUUUUUGACAAUGGUUCAGAAUAUCUCUUUUAAUUGAUUUACUUCCAUUUUUCCUCUUUCCCAUUAAAAGCCAUUUCUAGAAAAAUCAACUUCUAAUCAUUUUAUCAAGUGUGCCGCUUCUGAAGAAUACAACACAGCCAAGCCAGUUCCAAAUUUCUCAGUCUUCCUGAUCCAGCACAAACUCAGCUUGAGUAUAAUUGCAAAGUACAACAGAGAGAGAGGUAGCUAGCGAUGGAGCAGUUAGAAAUAACACCGAAGAAAUCAUCGUCAUCGUCAUCAGUGAGAUCAUCAUUUCACAGAGAUCCUCGUGGCUCCCUCGAAGUGUUCAACCCAACAACCAACUCGACGGUGCGCUCUCAGCUCCUCCGGAAAACCUGGACAGAACCGCCGCAAGAACCACGCAACCCAUUACCCUCCGAUGAAAUCAUCACCACCUCCUGGAUGGCCAACCCACCACCUCCGCCAGCCGGGGAAUGCGGCGAGGCGGCGCAGAGAGCCGCCGAGUGGGGUUUGGUACUGAAAACGGACACGGAGACCGGGAAGCCGCGAGGGGUGGCUGUUCGGAACUCCGGCGGGGAGGAACCCAAUGACAAAAUAGUCGGUUCCUCUUCCAGAAAGAACUCCAACAACUCUGACAGAAUCUCCGGCGACUCUUUUGACGGCGGCGCCAGCAAAGAAUUCGGCGGGAUUCCGAGAAUUUCGAAAGACUUGAAGGACGCUCUGUCGGCGUUCCAACAGACUUUCGUGGUUUCGGAUGCUACCAAACCCGAUUACCCGAUUAUGUAUGCCAGUGCCGGAUUCUUUAAGAUGACGGGUUAUACAUCCAAGGAAGUCAUAGGAAGAAACUGUCGGCUUUUACAGGGUUUGGAUACAGAUCCGGAGGAAGUGGGAAAGAUUAGGGAAGCGUUGCAAGCAGGGUCCAGUUACUGUGGAAGGAUAAUAAAUUACAAGAAGGAUGGGACACCCUUCUGGAACCUUCUCACUAUUUCACCAAUCAAGGACGACGAUGGCAAAGUGCUCAAAUUUAUCGGAAUGCAAGUGGAGGUUAGCAAGCAUACGGAGGGGUCCAAGGAGAAGAUGCUACGUCCCAAUGGAUUGCCCGAAUCAUUGAUUCGAUAUGAUGCUCGUCAGAAAGAGAAGGCUACAACUUCAGUAUCUGAGUUGGUGAAGGCAAUGAAGCGCCCCCGAGCAUUCAGUGAAUCAACGAACCGUCCCUUGAUCAUAAAAUCAGGAGGUGCUGAAGAAGAAGAAGAAGAGGAAGAGAAAACAGAAAAUAUAUUAAGGAGAAAAUGUGAGAGUGUGGCUUCAUUUAGACGGAGAUCACUAGGAGGAAAUAGAAAUUCAAUGGAAGGAAUCAGUGAGCUUCCUGAAAAUAAACAGAAAAACUCUCAUCGCCGUUCUUUCAUGGGAUUCAUCACAAAAAAUCAGUCCAACGAUGAAAGCAUCAAUGAUAAUGUUAUUGAGGAUGUUAGCUCUGAGAAUGAAGUUGAUGAGAGGCCUGAUAGUUUUGAAUUUGAUGAUAAAGAAAAGCAAAGGGAAAAGCGAAAAGGUCUUGAUCUUGCUACCACACUUGAACGUAUAGAGAAAAACUUUGUCGUUACUGAUCCAAGGCUUCCUGACAAUCCUAUAAUCUUUGCAUCUGAUAGCUUUUUAGAGCUUUCAGAAUAUAGUCGUGAAGAAAUCUUGGGAAGAAAUUGCAGGUUUCUGCAAGGACCUGAAACUGAUCCAGAAACUGUGAGGAAAAUAAGAGAGGCAAUUGACAACCAAACAGAAGUUACCGUGCAACUCAUUAAUUAUACAAAGAGUGGCAAAAAGUUCUGGAACCUGUUUCAUUUGCAACCCAUGCGUGAUCAGAAGGGAGAAGUACAGUAUUUUAUUGGUGUUCAACUUGAUGGCAGUCAACAUAUAGAGCCUCUUAACAACUGCAUCGCAGAAGAUAGUGCGAAGGAGGGAGAACAAUUGGUCAAACAAACUGCAGAAAAUGUUGAUGAGGCAGUGAGAGAACUUCCAGAUGCUAAUCUAAAACCAGACGAUUUAUGGAUGAAUCAUUCAAAAGUGGUUCAUCCCAAACCUCAUAGGAAGGGUAACGCUGCUUGGAGAGCUAUUCAGAAGAUCCUAGACACUGGAGAACAGAUAGGCUUAAAGCACUUUAGGCCAAUUAAACCUUUGGGGUCAGGAGAUACUGGCAGCGUACAUCUGGUGGAGCUGUGUGGAAGUGGUCAAUAUUUUGCCAUGAAGGCUAUGGAUAAGGGUGUUAUGCUCAAUCGUAACAAGGUGCAUAGAGCUUGCACAGAGAGAGAAGUCCUUGACAAAUUGGACCACCCUUUUCUACCUGCAUUAUAUGCUUCCUUUCAGACCAAAACACAUGUUUGUUUGAUAACUGAUUACUAUCCUGGUGGAGAACUAUUCCUGCUUCUUGACCGGCAGCCAACAAAGGUUCUCAAGGAAGACGCGGCGAGAUUUUAUGCUGCUGAGGUAGUGAUUGCAUUGGAGUACCUUCAUUGUCAAGGGAUAAUAUACCGGGAUUUGAAGCCAGAAAAUGUGUUGAUCCAGAGCUGUGGGCAUGUGUCUCUGGCAGAUUUUGAUUUGUCAUGUUUAACAUCUUGCAAGCCACAGCUUAUAAUUCCAGCUACAAAUGAAAAGAAAAAAAAGAAGAAGAAGAAACAACAGAAAAGUCAACAGUUUCCAUUGUUUAUAGCUGAACCAAUGAGAGCAUCAAAUUCUUUUGUUGGCACGGAAGAGUAUAUAGCUCCGGAAAUUAUAACUGGUUCAGGCCAUACUAGUGCUGUGGAUUGGUGGGCACUGGGUAUUCUUCUAUACGAAAUGCUUUAUGGGUAUACGCCGUUCAGGGGAAAGACAAGACAAAAAACAUUUGCAAAUAUUCUUCACAAGGACAUUAAGUUUCCCAAAAGAAAACCGGUAACUCUCCAUGCAAAGCAGCUAAUUCACUGGUUGUUGCACAGAGAUCCCAAAAACAGAUUGGGUUCACAGGAAGGAGCAAAUGAAAUUAAGCGGCACCCAUUUUUUCGUAGUGUCAAUUGGGCACUAAUUCGUUGCAUGAAACCUCCUGAGCUUGAUGCUCCUCCCUUACUGGCAACUGAAGAAGGAAAAGAAGCCAAAGAUGUAGACCCCGAGCAAGAGGAUUUACAAACAAAUGUUUUCUAAAAGGUUAGAGGAUGAAGUUAUAUGGCAUUCAUGAAACGCAUGAUGAAUUCUUUGCGUUUCUCAACAAUUAAAGGAAUUUCAAUCUGUUGCUUCAGUGGUGUAAAGUUUGAUGCGUUCAUUGUAAUUUAAGAAUGGAGUUCUACUGCAGUUUUUGAUAGUUUAUGCUACUAAGUUGGCUGGCCUUCCAAUAGGGGAUUAGGGGUUGGGGCAUCAUUCAGUUAGUCUAGUGUUGAAAUUCUUGUAUAUUUUUAUAAUAUUUUAAGUCAAUUAACACUAUAUGAUGUAAAAAGUAAAUCUGUAUUGUUAAUUUUUAUUUAAAAAAAGACCUCUAAUU
Molecule: messenger RNA, 3653 nt
Organism: Gastrolobium bilobum
Lineage: Eukaryota; Viridiplantae; Streptophyta; Magnoliopsida; Fabales; Fabaceae
Product: phototropin-1-like
Exons: 24
Coding region: 386-3319 (977 amino acids)
Biological process (GO): protein phosphorylation
Cellular component (GO): cytoplasm; plasma membrane; nucleus
Molecular function (GO): ATP binding; protein serine/threonine kinase activity
Source: RefSeq, a predicted model, not a curated record